Messenger RNA from Coniosporium apollinis CBS 100218, 2187 nucleotides. RefSeq lists its product as uncharacterized. Lineage: Eukaryota; Fungi; Ascomycota; Dothideomycetes. The transcript is spliced from 2 exons. The record is from RefSeq and is a predicted model, not a curated record. The coding region runs from base 1 to 2187 and encodes 728 amino acids.
AUGGAUCCCAUAGAAGACCUGGUUGACCGUUUGCUGCGGCACGCGGAGACAGUGCGCGCCUUCUCCUCCGACAAGGCAGCGCUCGAAGCGGCAGAGAAGGAACUCACGGAACAGAAAGAAGCUCUGAACAAGGACAAAAAAGCGCUUGCACAAGACCGAACAUCAUUCGCCGCCGAGCAGGAAGCAUGGAAGGAAGACAAGGACUCCUUGGCCAAGGGUAUGGUGGAGAAGGAACGGGAAACCCUCCGCAAGGACGAAGCACAACUCCGCCAUGAUCAGCAACUCUUAGAGGCGCAACGGCAACAGGUUGAUCGGGACAAGAGGUCUCUCAAAGAGAAAGCCCUGACUGAAGAGAAAGCGGCUUUCGCGGCUGAGAAAAACAGCUUCUUUCGCACCCGGAGCGCGGAAGCGGAAGAGAUCGUCAAGAAGAAGCUGGCUAAGCAGAAAGAGGCACUCAAGCAAGAAACAGAUGCCUUCUAUGAGGAGAAGCAGCGCUUCAUUGACCGAAAGGCAGAGCAAGCGGCGGAGGCACACGUUAAGGAGAGGAGGGUGAUAGAGAAGCGGGAGAAGGCUCUGGAGGAAGAGAGGGAGAAGUUUAGAAAGGGGCAAGCCAAAGAGGCGAAACAGAUUCACUACAACGAAUGGCAGGAGGUCAAAUCCCAGAGGGUUGCCCUGGAGAAAGCCACGGCCGAGGUGGACAGGAUGGCGAAGCAAUACGGCGAGGUUUCCAAUCUAGCUGAGAAAGAAGCCAAAGUAGCGGCAGAUCUCAAAGAAGCCAGGGAUAUCAAGGCGGAGUACACCAAGCGGAACACGCAGCAAGCCAUCAAACUCGCCAGCGUAGUAACAAAGCUACACGGCGGGAAGUACAAAAAGGAAUCCUUGGAAGAGACGGUAGACAUGCUCGCAGCCGAGGUAGAUGUUUUGCUUGCCGACAAGUCCAAGUAUGGAGCCGAGGUAAAUGCCUUCCUCGCGGACAAAUCCAAGCACGAGGCUGAAGUAGAUGCCUUCCUCAAUGACAGGUCCAAGUACGAGGCUGAGUUAGCUGCCCUCCUCGCCGACAAGUCCACGUUUAAGGCCGAAAAGAAGAACAUCGCAGCGUCAGUUCAGCGAGUGGUUUCACAGAAGAAGGCCGAUCUAAACAGAAUCAUCUAUGGUUUCCUGCAACAGCUGCACGAUGGAAAGGUGCCUGUCCAAGAAACCUCCUAUGAGGCAAAUUUCUCCGCUCUGGCAAGAGGAAUACAAGAUUUCCUGGAGAAGAAUGCCCAGUUUGUAGCAGACAGGGAUAAUUUCUUGGAGGAGAAGAAGAAGUUCGACUUAGAAAAGCAGUCGGUCGAGCAGGCCAAAGCUUUCCUAGAGGCGGAUAGGAAGUACGUCCUGGCGCAGAGCGCAGCUCUAAACAAAAAGAGGGAGGAGCUGGCAGUGGUAAGAUCCAACCCUCUAGUAUCUCACCCAAAAAGCAACGAAGGUGGUCCGUUGCAUACCGCCCAAAUACAACCGCUGCCGGUUAAUUCAAAAUUCGGCACUUCGAGAAUACACAUCAACACUAGUAGCGCUUCUCAGCCGCCUCCACAAACCGCUCCUCUUGCGCCAUCUCGGUUCAUUCCUCCAGUUCCCACGAAUACCUCGGUGCCACCUUGUGCAACGGCCAUAACCCAGGGUCCACCAGUGUCGUUCACAAGGCAGCCGCCGGGCAACAGCAACGACUUCUUCGAGCAAGGUAACAGUAAUCCCCUCUUCAGGCGACCGCCCAGCAACAACUCUGCGCAGCCGCCCACAUCUACCUCAGCCACCAAAGUCUCGGGAGCAAAGGAUCCCUUCGGGAACCCUCAUGCUUCAAACAACUUCCAAGCAAACCCAGAUCUUUCAUCGUCCACGUCCGUCGCAUCGCAGAUACCUGUUUUGUCAUUGGAUCAGCAGCUUUUAUCACUAGGACGGCCUGGCAACCCGUCGACCUUCUUGCAAGCAGCGCAAACGCCUAGCACAUUCAGGCCCUACACCGAUUUCCUCCAGAAGUACGCGUCUCGUCAGGCUUUGGCAGCGGGGACAUACAGCUCUGCUCCUCUUGCUGUACAGCAGACGGUCUCGGCAAGCGCCGGAAUGUCUGAGGCAGAUACCGAGGACGAUGAUGGGGACGAUGGUGUGUUGUCAGAGUCGGAAGCGAGCUUCCACAGCUGCAGCUCGGAUUAA